AUCAUUGCUACAACUUAUUAUUAACUACACUCAAAACUGUAAACGUACAAGUACUAGCUAAGCUUUGCCUUAAUUUGUAAUCAAAGAUUAUGGCUCAAAUCCAGAAGUACGGACCAUAUGGUGACAAGGAAGCUGUACAAAACUUCUCGUUGAUGCUCCAAGGAUCUGAUAGAAUCACAGAAGUAGUAAUAAGGUCGGGGUUCAUUGUGGAUGCGAUCGGCCUCACCAUAACCGACGCCAAUGGACAAUCCGAUACUACCCAGUUUGGUGGCAAUGGCGGACAGCAAUACAAGAUCAAGCUCCAAAUUGGAGAAUACAUAACUGGAAUAAGUGGGAUUGCUAAGAAUUCAUUGAUAUCCCAAAUGAGGAUCCAUACUACUUUGCAUCCUCGCGGACACGGGCCGUACGGAACUGACCAACUUAAGGGAGGCUGCGACUUUAAAUCUCCGAUGCCAUUGCCUCAAAAUGACCGCAUUGUUGGUUUCUUUGGAACUGCUCAGGACAACCUUGUUUCCAUUGGACUCUAUGCUGAAAAGAAUAACCCGCAAAAAUGGGUGACUAAGAAGUGCGGACCUUAUGGUUCGCAAUAUGCUGAAAAUUAUAGCUUCAAACUUGAAGAGUGUGAAAGCAUCAAAGAAGUAAUAAUAAGGCAUGGAUUUAUCGUGGAUGCAAUUGGGUUCGUUGUUGCAAAGCCAAAUGGAUGCACCUACACCAAGGUAUUUGGUGGGAAUGGAGGAAAUGAAUCCAAGAUUGUACUCAAGGAUGGUGAAAAUAUAACUCGAAUUAGCGGCACCUAUGGAAACUACAAUUAUCUAGGCAAUAAUUGUGUGAUUGCCACAAUGAAAAUCCACACAAAUUUAUGUCCAAAUGGAUAUGGACCAUAUGGAAAAGGAACGGCAAUCCAAGGUUGCGCUCACGAUUUUGCAUCGCCACUCCUUGACGGCCCUAUGAUCGGAGUGUUUGGAAGGCACUCCAUCUAUCUCGAAUCUCUUGGUAUCUUCUACAAAAAACUGGAAUGAUCAUGCUAUUAAGUACGGUUGUAAAGAGUUUAGCUAUUUUCAUAGCUAGCUAACCUCCAACUUCCUGCAAAAAUUACGGUGGUUAUGUAUUUCAAUUCUACGACUGUCAUCUAUAUUGACUAUAUAUAUGUCGUAUUGCAAACUAUGUAUCUUUGUUUUAAAUAAGCCAAAUACUUUAUCUACUACAAAGUGGCAUUUUGACCAUCUUAUCUAUUGUAACCAUAUAAUAAACUUAUUGGAGUGUUGUAACGUUGUUACUUGAUGAGUACUUAAUACAAGUAUAUUAUUGUCUUGGUGUCUA
This is a messenger RNA of Chenopodium quinoa (quinoa), 1320 nucleotides long. RefSeq lists its product as uncharacterized. The coding region runs from base 90 to 1019 and encodes 309 amino acids. NCBI's taxonomy places the organism in Eukaryota, Viridiplantae, Streptophyta, Magnoliopsida, Caryophyllales, Amaranthaceae. The transcript is spliced from 6 exons. The record is from RefSeq and is a predicted model, not a curated record.